This is a messenger RNA of Periophthalmus magnuspinnatus, 3674 nucleotides long. It is a transcript of the gene lpgat1, whose product is annotated as lysophosphatidylglycerol acyltransferase 1. Gene Ontology annotation, cellular component: endomembrane system. Gene Ontology annotation, molecular function: acyltransferase activity. Lineage: Eukaryota; Metazoa; Chordata; Actinopteri; Gobiiformes; Gobiidae. Bases 537 to 1658 code for a protein of 373 amino acids. The transcript has 8 exons. The record is from RefSeq and is a predicted model, not a curated record.
UCUAUGACGAUGUCCCACUGUGAGACAUAACGGGACCAAGCCGAGCAGCAUCUGGAGACCAAAAUCUCUGUCGUUCACAUUUCCCAGCGCCUGUGUUUGGUCUCACCGCCCUCCCAUCCCGCCGGACCCUCGUACCCCGGCUCUGGCCCGGCUCUGGCCCGCCUCUUCUCCCGCUACAGCCCGAACCACGAUGGCGCUGCAUCCGAGCAGGAGGAUUUAUCCCGGCGCCUUUGCCUGAGAUGGGGCCAGUGUCGCUGGUGCUGAAGCGGACUUGCUUGUUAGCCAGCUAGCGGGCUUUCCUAGCUGCAUGGACGUGGCUUUACGGGACUGAUCGCUCAUGGACAUGGUUUUUAUGGCACGGUUUGGCGCAGCGUUAUCAGGCGUUUCCAGCAGCAGCGGUGAACAUGUCCAGUACUAGCUCAUUUAUGAACUAGAGCCGUCCGGGUUAGCUGUGCGUGAGACUCCAUAUCUGUCCGUGUCUUUCUACAGUCGUGCUUGGAUGAUUCAGUGACAUUUUCUUGGCGAGUGUUUCCAGGAUGGCUCAGCUCGGGGACGGGGCUAGCGGACUGGCCUGGAUCGUGCUCAGAGCUCUGCUGCGCUUCGUCUUCAUGUUCUUCAAUAACUGCGUAGCCAUCCCCUCCUACUGCCUGUAUCUGCUUGCCCUGCAGCCACUCCGGGUCUGGGACAGCGCCACCUUCUGGUACCUGGAGGGGGUCAUGUUCAAGUGGUUGCUGGCCAUGGUGUCCUCCUGGGGCUGGAUCGCGGGAUACACAGUGACUGAGUGGGGCGAUGACGUGCGGCCGUUCUCAGAGGAAGAGGCCAUGGUGAUCGUGAACCACCAGUCGACAGGAGAUGUGUGCACGCUCAUGAUGUGCCUGCAGGACAAGGGCACUGUGGUGAGGAAAAUGAUGUGGCUCAUGGACCAUGUGUUCAAAUACACCAACUUUGGCCUGGUUUCUCUCAUCCACGGGGACUUCUUCAUCCGACAGGGUAAGGCUCACCGAGACAAGCAGCUGGUUUACCUGAAGGAGCACUUGGACCGCUACUACCACAGCCGUGACCGCAAGUGGAUCGUCCUGUUUCCGGAGGGCGGCUUCCUGCGGAAAAGGCGGGAAACCAGCCAGCUGUUCGCCAAGAAGAACUCCCUGCCCCACCUGACCCACGUGACUCUGCCUCGCAUGGGGGCUACCCACGUCAUACUCAAGACGCUGGGUGGGCAGCAGGAGAAUGGCAGUGUGACGGGGGACACCGGCAACAACAACCAAACUGGUGUAAAUAAAUCCAAAAGCCUGCAGUGGGUUAUAGAUGUGACUAUAGCCUACCCCAAAGCAAGACCUAUGGACAUCCAGACCUGGAUCUUUGGAUACAGGCCUCCAACAGUCACACAUGUACACUACAGGAUGUACCCCAUAAAGGAGGUUCCGGUGGAGGCUGAGGCCCUCACAGACUGGCUGUACCAGAGGUUUGUGGAGAAGGAGCAGCUCCUGGAGCACUUCUACAGCACAGGCCUGUUCCCUCCCUCCCCCGGCCAAAAGGGGGCAGUGUCGCGUCAGAUGACCUUGGACCCGGUGUGGUUGUGCGCGAUUCAGUCAUUUGCGUUUGCGUCGGGGUACAUGUGGUUCAGCGCACUCCAGUAUCUGUACUGCUGCGUGUUCUGAACGCCUCCGCCGGACCACCACCUGGCCCCAGCAUCUUAGCCCGGCUCCUCCCCCUGCGGGUGAAUGUACAUUUGACCAAGCGGGAAAAGCAGACAUUGGGAUUGAUCUCCUCAUCUCCUCCACCACAUAGGCUCAGGAUGCUCUCUUCGAUUUUAGCCCAUAGUUACAGACUGUUGUGUAACUGUAGUUCUGUAGGGGUCCUGUAGGGGUCAGGUUUUUACAAGGAGCUCCAUCCUAACUCCUGUUCCUCCAUUGCACUAAGGAUCGAUGAUACUGCCCUGCUCCUCCACAUUUCAAUUUUUGUGUUUUCCUUUUGGUGGCCAUUUUUGUUUUGGAAUCAUGUUUACAUUGGCUCCCUCCGCGAAAGGGAAUAACGACAACCAUGCACUGACCAUUUGAGAUUUCUCUUUUGGACUUUGAACACAAAAGAUUUUUCAGCAAAUAAUUAUGUCGCUUCACGAUUGCCAUUUGAGAGAUGGCAGAGACUACCCAUAGAUUUACAAAUAUUUAAGCCAUAUGCUUAGUGUGUCAGGACAGUGAAAAUAUAACUUUUUUAUAUAGGAACACAUUGGACAUAGUGGAGCUUGUUCUAGGUGUCAUUACUGUACAUUUACAGCAUAACCUGCCUAAUGAGUGCGAGUGGUGUGUGCAGCCAUUUUAGUUCCGUUUUAAUGUCCCAUGUUCUAAUGCUCUGUUAAGUGUUGUACAGAAAAAAAUACAAGGACGUUUUUGUUUUUGUUUUUUAUUUUCAUUCUUAAAAUGAACUUGGUCCUUGUCAUUAUGUUUUAGCUGAUUGUGAAUGUUUUCUGAGGACAACCAUAGGACCUCUCCCUCAACAAACUAGUGUUAUCCUGAUUGUGAACUGAAAUCUACCUUGUUUUGGGUCACUGUGAAAAGCCCAGUUGCAAAUCCUGAUACAGUUCUAGCUAGGGCUGGGUACCGUUUAAAGGUAUCAGUACAAUAUAGAAAAAGUGUAUAUGACAGGUUUCCAUGUUUUUCCAAUUUUGGUUUGGUGGGAUAGUACCUGUGGUAAUCAUUCAUCAUAGUUUUACAUCAUUUAAGACAAAAUGUUGAGGAUAGAAGUACAAAAAUACAGGAAGUAGCAGUGAGUUCUAAAAUGGAAUGCCUCUACAUAUGUCAUCAACACGGCAAACUCCAUCCCAAACACUGUGAACAUUUUCAACCUCCAUUUAAUAAAAUAAUCAUAACUAUUGUAUAAUUUUUACCCCUUGUUAGCAUAUCUGCUGUUCAACCAGAAAUUAAAAUUCUAGUUCACAAAAAAAAAUCUAAAUCCAGAAAACAUUUUCUGAAGAAUUUUGCCUAGUUUUAAGUACCGUAUUUUCCGAAUUAUACGUCACUCCAGAGUAUAAGUCACACCAACGAAACAAUGUGUAAUAAUGAAGAAAAAAACAUAAGUCGCACUGGACUAUCAUUCACAUUUUUGGGGGAAAUUUAUUUCAGAAAAUCCAACACCAAGAACAGACAUUGUAUCUUUAAAGGCAAGUUAUAAUAAUGGAUGAAGUGUCUUGCCUAAGGACACAACUUGGUCCAAGCGGGACUUGAUCCUCUGCAGAGCCUCCACUGUCUGCAUUUAACCUGUUCCGAGUGUUAGCUGUAGCCACAGACGUCAACAGCAACUCUGCUUGUAUCUACGGGUCCUCAUUCUGGAAAAUAGCGUGGUAUCGGAUCAGUGAUUUGGUCUGAGUACUUGCCAAUGCCGAUACCUGAAAAAAUGUGUGGUACCAGAAUAUCAGUAUCAGAACAACCCUAAUAUUAACUGUGUUUCAGUGAAAUGAGUACUCUAUCCCAGACAUGGGCAAACUACAGCCCGGGGCCACACACGUCCUUUUGGGCUUAUUAAACCGGCCAGCCGAAAGUGACCAAAUUAUAUUAAAAUAGGUAAGAGUAAACUACUUCUGUGUUUAUGUAACUGAAAUUUAAGAAAUUAAUAAUGAAUUUAAUUAAUGCAUUUGGAAAACAAAUGAGCCUUGCAUAUUCAUGCUUUGCUACAUGUUA